Molecule: messenger RNA, 1694 nt
Organism: Melozone crissalis (California towhee)
Lineage: Eukaryota; Metazoa; Chordata; Aves; Passeriformes; Passerellidae
Product: AN1-type zinc finger protein 5-like
Exons: 7
Coding region: 374-997 (207 amino acids)
Molecular function (GO): zinc ion binding; DNA binding
Source: RefSeq, a predicted model, not a curated record
CCGCCGCCCGCCUGAGCCUCCCGGGGCCGGCCCGGCCCGGCCCGGGGCCGCCCGCCCUCCUCCGCCGCCGGGACUCGAUCGACAACAGCUGCCCAGGGUUUGUCCGUGUGGCAGCGGGCGCCGGCCGGGACCCCCGAGGGAUCCGCGGCUGCCGGGGCUGGCCUGGCUGCGAGUGCCCGAGGAGAGGCCGGUUUGGGCCGGGAGGGUCCCGGUGUGGCCAUGGGAGCGCUGGUCUGAGCUCUGCGGGGGACCCCCGGGUGCGGAGCCGAAACCCGCAUCCCCCAGCUGAGGACAAGGAGGGAUAAACCAGAGGUGAUCCGGUUCCGUCCCACGGGAGCGCUCCUGGCAGGCUCGGUGCCUCCGAGGGGCGAGGAUGGCUCAGGAGACGAACCAGACGCAGGUGCCUCUGCUGUGCACCACGGGCUGCGGCUUCUACGGCAGCCCCCGGACCAACGGCAUGUGCUCCGUGUGCUACAAGGAGUUCCUGCAGAGGCAGCAGAGCAGUGACCGGAUAAGCCCUCCAGCCCCCAGUGGUCCCAGCAGCAGCCCCAUGGCCCCCGAGGCCAUCGCAGGACAGUGCGCGGAGGGAGACUCCACACCUGAGGAUGCAAAAGCCAGCGCUCAGACUCCUGUGACCCAUCAGAUGACAGCCAUGAGCAUAUCCAGAGAGGAAACCAGCAACGAGACAGAGGAAUUCAGCAAGACAGAUGAAGCCUCAUCGGCUUCUUCCUCAUCAGGUACCCUGCUUGAGAUAUCCCAGAACACGGCUGAGGGCAAGACGGCUUCGGAAAAACCGAAACCGAAGAAGAAUCGCUGCUUCACCUGCCGGAAGAAGAUUGGGCUGACUGGCUUCGACUGCCGCUGCGGGAACCUGUUCUGUGCCAUUCACCGGUACUCUGACAUGCACGCCUGCCCCUACGACUACAAGGCAGAAGCUGCCGAGAAGAUCCGCAAGGAAAACCCCAUCGUUAUCGCCGAGAAGAUCCAGAAGUUGUGAAGGGGUCCGAGCAGCUCGAACUGCAGCCAGGCUGCCUGGUGCUCCUCCCCUUCCUCCCAGCCUUCCUCCUCCUCCUCCCAGCCCCCGCGGCGGUGCGAGGGUGGCUCCGGCAGCGCACACAGACCGGCACCUGGACACGGGGCCUCCUCGCGCGUCCGGCAGUCACUUGGUGUUCCUCCUCUCCCUCCCUGCCUGCCCGACAGCCACAGCUCAGCUGAUGUGUUCUCAACCAGCUUCCCAAAGGAAAAGGGACCGUCCUGCCCCACUGCUCUGGCUCUGAGACCUUCGCACUCGCCUCUUGCUGGGCACGGUGGGAAGAGCCGGGCUCAGCCGGGCUCAGCCUUUCCCUUCCCGGCGGCUCCGAGUCCUGCAAACCACCCAGGGCUUGUGGCCACAGUCCCUGAGCAGCCUGGGCUCUGUCCCUCUGCCUGCAGCCCCGGGAGCUGGGGGAUCCUGGCAGCCAGGCUGCCGUCUGCUCCCCGGGAGGUGUUUGCUCUCCCAUGCAGAGAAGUUGAUUCUGUAGUUCCAGCACCCCACACCCCUCUCCCCACCCUCUGUUGAUGCUGUUGGAGAAGCACCAAGGGGGCUGAGAAGUGAUGCUGGCACAGGGAAGAGAUUUUGUGGCUUGAAGUGAGGUGGGCAGGGCAGGGCAGGACCUUCCAGAAGGUUCUGCUGGCUGCCUUGUGCCUCUCCCCAC